Quercus lobata is the source of this 651-nucleotide messenger RNA. RefSeq lists its product as uncharacterized. The record is from RefSeq and is a predicted model, not a curated record. The transcript has a single exon. Lineage: Eukaryota; Viridiplantae; Streptophyta; Magnoliopsida; Fagales; Fagaceae. Bases 1 to 651 code for a protein of 216 amino acids.
AUGUGUAGGACCUUCCCCACCACGCUGAAGGGUCCUGCAAGGAUUUGGUUCAGCAGAUUGACACCUAACUCCAUCAGUACAUUCAAGGAGCUAAUCGCCCAGUUUGCUUCACACUUUAUCGGAGGGCAUAGGUAUAAGAAGUCUACUGCGUGCCUAAUGAGCAUUAAACAACGGGAAGAUGAGACACUAAGGUCUUACAUAACCCGCUUUAACAAAGAAGCACUUUUAAUCGAUGAGGCUGACGAUAAUGUACUGGUAGCCGCGUUCACCAAUGGGUUGCGGAAGGGUAAGUUUCUAUUCUCCCUAUAUAAGAACGAUCCCAAGACUAUGUCGGAUAUGCUUUAUAGAGCGACCAAAUACAUGAACGUGGAAAACACACUUUUGGCCCGAAAAGAGAAACCCAGGAAAAGAGAAAGACAGAAAGACACAUGGCAGGACAAAGGGCGGAAGAUGGUAAGAACUGGAGAACGAAGGGAGGACAAGCACUCUAAGCCUCCCACAGGGAAAUUCACGAGCUUCACCCUUCUGAUUGCCCCAAUCGACCAGGUUCUGAUGCAAAUCAAGGAUGAAAUGGCCUUAACUUUUCCUGGAAAGUUGAAGGGAGAUCCCAAUAAGAGGUCUAAAGACAAAAUACUGUCAUUUUCACCGUGA